Pteronotus mesoamericanus is the source of this 763-nucleotide messenger RNA. RefSeq names its product zymogen granule protein 16B (gene ZG16B). The transcript has 4 exons. Lineage: Eukaryota; Metazoa; Chordata; Mammalia; Chiroptera; Mormoopidae. Bases 1 to 633 code for a protein of 210 amino acids. The record is from RefSeq and is a predicted model, not a curated record.
AUGGGGGCCCACAGGGCCCGGAAGGGUAUAAAAGGCCAGGUGGAAGGUGCCCUGGAACAAGACUCCCGAGUGCCAGGAUUGGGUGACAGGACUUUUCUGGCCAGGAGCCUUGGGACUCACCAGCCAGAAAUCAUGCUGCUGUGGCUGACCCUCACCAUCCUUUGGAGCACCAUCUGCUGGGCAGAGCAGAUGUAUGGGAAUGGAGGAGGCUGGUAUUUCAGUACCUCUACAGACAAUGAAAAUGAUAUAACUGGAAUUCGAGUGUCUACAGGUCUUAUAGGCAUAAUUAAGAGUAUCCAGGUGAGAUAUGGAUCCUCCUGGAGCGAAAGAUAUGGCGUCUCAGGUGGGCAUGCCCAGGAAUUCGUCCUGUGGCCAGGUGAACACAUUAUAGGGGUGUAUGGCUCACAUAAGAUUUACCUCCGGUAUCUGAUCAUGUACACCGAUUUCGGGCGCUGGGCCACAUUUGGGAAGGAAGAAGGCCGCAGCUUCGUCGUCUACCCCAACGAGCCUGGAAACGUGCUCAGAGGACUCUUCGGCCAGUAUCAGUCCCUUGGCAUCACGAGCAUCGGUUUUAAUUGGGAUCAGCCUCUAGUAGAGUUGGUCACUGAACAACCAAGUAACAAAACAACUUGAGUGCUCCUGGACUCUCAGGGGUGGGGGCGUGGAUCACCCUGGUGAUGUCGUCAGACUGGUGGUGGCACUGAGAUAGCCAAGCUGGGCGCUGCACCAGAAUCCAGUAAAUAAAGCUUCUGUAGGAACAGUG